GGUGAAUGAAAAUUAGCUGCAACAUAGAUUAUCUGUCUUUCGUAUCCAAUGGAAAUUUUUUCAUAGAUCAUUUAUGUGCAACACACAACCCUACAGCUUUGUUUGCUGGAUUUCUUAGUUUAGAAAACUAUCGACUUGACUGACAGGUCACACACAGGGCAGGUGACAACUUCUCAACAAAUCGUUUAACAAAAUGGAUAGCAGAUCGUCAGGUACAUCAAGACUAAAAUGGACCGAAUCAAAGACUGGAAACAAAAUGUUUACAUGUAGUUUACAAUUCGAUGAAUCUAGUGAUGAUGACAUAGAGAAAUUGAUGACGCCCAGCUCCAAGAGGAAAUUAGAAACCUCCUUCCCUCGCGAUUCUCCAAUGGAACAAUAUGUAUCCCCUUGUUUUCAGGAAUUAUUUCAGAGCAAUGGACCCCGGCCAAAACGUUUCCGUUCAUUUGAAGGUCGCAAAAAUCUGUUUCAAGCCACUAUUCAGAGCCAGAAUGAAGAUGCACACAAUGAUUACAAAGAGAACAUUCCUCACGAGCAAACGAACAAAACUGGAGACGAGCAGUAUCUCCUUAGUCUACCCACCAUUUCAGGAAAUGUCCGCGAUCUUCACAACAUAACGCCACAAACUCUGUUUGAUCUAAUGCAGGACUCAUUCAAAGACGUCAUCAAAACGUUCCGCAUCAUUGACUGCAGGUACCCUUACGAAUAUGCUGGUGGUCAUAUAAAGGGCGCUGAGAAUAUUUUUACAGAAGAGGGUAUACUCCAACUGCUUCAUCAAAAGAGAACCCAUUGCGAGAACGAGCGUCACAUACUCGUUUUCCACUGUGAGUUUUCCUCGGAGAGGGGUCCCAAAAAAUGUCGCUUUUUACGGAACAAAGAUCGUCAAUUAAACAAAGAUAAAUACCCUAAUCUAAACCACCCCGAAGUCUAUCUGUUACAGGGCGGAUAUAAAGCUUUCUUUCAGAGUUACAAGGAGCUAUGUGAACCCCCUUCCUAUGUACCCAUGUUACACGAGGAUCAUGCUAAUGACAUGAGGGUGUUCCGAAGGAAAUCAAAGUCUUGGACGGCGGGCGAGAAGAAACAAUAUGCACUCAUGAAUAUUCAGAUUUAAAGGAACAUUCUGUAUAAUUGCUCCUUGUUUGUAAAUAGUGCUAUCAAUUUAUACCCGAGAUUUAUCGGAAAUUUUCUGUCUGUAGGAAUUUUUGUUUCUUCUGGACAUUAUUUCAAGAAAGUUUCUCCAGGCAGAACAAUUUUUAUUAUUUUUAAUGUUUUAAUAGAGAGAGACUUGCUUUUAGUUAUUGGAAUCAGUUUUGAUGAAUAUGUAAGCAUCGGAAAUCAAAUGCCAACUGCUCUACAAAUUCGUUGUCCUGAUCGUAUCCAUGAGAGUCUUUAUAAAGACAUGUAUCAACCAAAUUGUUCAUCAUAUUUU
This is a messenger RNA of Saccostrea cuccullata (small rock oyster), 1426 nucleotides long. RefSeq names its product M-phase inducer phosphatase-like. Bases 194 to 1108 code for a protein of 304 amino acids. The transcript is spliced from 7 exons. Gene Ontology annotation, biological process: G2/M transition of mitotic cell cycle; protein dephosphorylation; positive regulation of G2/MI transition of meiotic cell cycle. NCBI's taxonomy places the organism in Eukaryota, Metazoa, Mollusca, Bivalvia, Ostreida, Ostreidae. The record is from RefSeq and is a predicted model, not a curated record. Gene Ontology annotation, cellular component: nucleus; cytoplasm. Gene Ontology annotation, molecular function: protein tyrosine phosphatase activity.